Molecule: messenger RNA, 1583 nt
Organism: Fukomys damarensis (Damara mole-rat)
Lineage: Eukaryota; Metazoa; Chordata; Mammalia; Rodentia; Bathyergidae
Gene: Sec62
Product: SEC62 homolog, preprotein translocation factor
Exons: 9
Coding region: 65-1387 (440 amino acids)
Biological process (GO): post-translational protein targeting to membrane, translocation
Cellular component (GO): endoplasmic reticulum membrane; endoplasmic reticulum
Source: RefSeq, a predicted model, not a curated record
AUCGCGAGGUUUCCGCCGCCCCCUCCUCGCUCCACGUCAGAAGGAACCGGGCGGAGCGGCCAACAUGGCGGAACGCAGGCGGCACAAGAAGCGGAUCCAGGAAGUUGGUGAACCAUCUAAAGAAGAGAAGGCCGUAGCCAAGUAUCUUCGAUUCAACUGUCCAACAAAAUCCACCAAUAUGAUGGGUCAUCGAGUUGAUUAUUUUAUUGCUUCAAAAGCAGUGGAUUGCCUUUUGGAUUCAAAGUGGGCAAAAGCCAAGAAAGGAGAUGAAGCUUUAUUUACAACCAGAGAGUCUGUGGUUGACUACUGCAACAGGCUUUUAAAGAAACAGUUUUUUCACCGAGCACUUAAGGUAAUGAAAAUGAAAUAUGAUAAAGAUAUAAAAAAAGAAAAAGAUAAAGGAAAAGCUGAAAGUGGAAAAGAAGAAGAUAAAAAAACCAAGAAAGAAAAUGUAAAGGAAGAAAAGACAAAAAAGGAAAAAGAGAAAAAAAAAGAUGGAGAAAAGGAAGACUCCAAAAAAGAAGAAACUCCAGGAACUCCUAAAAAAAAGGAAACUAAGAAAAAAUUCAAACUUGAACCACAUGAUGAUCAAGUUUUUCUGGAUGGCAAUGAGGUUUAUGUGUGGAUCUAUGACCCAGUGCACAUUAAAACAUUUGUCAUGGGAUUAAUUCUUGUGAUUGCAGUAAUAGCAGCCACCCUCUUCCCACUUUGGCCAACAGAAAUGAGAGUAGGUGUUUAUUACCUCAGUGUGGGUGCAGGCUGUUUUGUAGCCAGCAUUCUUCUUCUUGCUGUUGCUCGUUGCAUUCUGUUUCUCAUCAUUUGGCUUAUAACUGGAGGAAGGCACCACUUUUGGUUCUUGCCUAAUCUGACUGCUGAUGUGGGCUUCAUUGACUCCUUCAGGCCUCUGUACACCCAUGAAUACAAAGGACCAAAAGCAGACUUAAAAAAAGAUGAAAAAUCUGAAACCAAAAAACAGCAGAAGUCUGACAGUGAGGAAAAGUCAGACAGUGAGAAAAAGGAAGAUGAAGAAGGGAAAGUAGGACCAGGAAGUCAAGGUACAGAAGGCUCAGGUGGAGAACGGCAUUCAGACACAGACAGUGAUAGGAGGGAAGAUGACAGAUCCCAACACAGUAGUGGAAAUGGGAAUGAUUUUGAAAUGAUCACAAAAGAGGAACUGGAGCAGCAAACAGAUGGGGAUUGUGAAGAGGAGGAGGAAGAAGACAAUGAUGGAGAACUUAGGAAAUCCAAGUCGAAUUGUACGCUUGAUUCAGAGAAAGAUGAUCAUCUCCAGCAGGAAAGCGAACAGCAUUGGUUGGAAGGUGAUGGCUCUUUUUCCCCAUCUUCUUGUCUUAGCAUAAAGUGUAUUCUGUACAUAAUUUACAAAUAAAACAUUUUAUUUUAAUGGUUACUUAUUAUGUAGACAUUUCUCAACACUUAAAUUUGUAAAGUUACGAUCAUGUAAGGUUGUUUUUAGAGAAAUGGAAGUUUCGAUAACCCAUGGAACAUCUGUAAUCUUUCUACAGCAGCUUCAGUUUUGUGCCAACAUUCCAUGUAUUUGAAUAUAAGUAAAAAUUGAUCCUUAU